Messenger RNA from Stegastes partitus (bicolor damselfish), 1185 nucleotides. RefSeq names its product leptin-like. The transcript has 2 exons. Lineage: Eukaryota; Metazoa; Chordata; Actinopteri; Pomacentridae. The record is from RefSeq and is a predicted model, not a curated record. The coding region runs from base 27 to 512 and encodes 161 amino acids.
UGCAAACCCAGGGGAAAUCUACAAGUAUGUACUACACUCUGCUGGUCUUGUUUUCGCUGCUUCAAGUUUUCAGCCCGAGCACGGCAGCUCCCAUCCAAGCAGAAGUCGUGAAGAUGAAAUCCAAAGUGAAACGGAUGGCCGAGCAGCUCGUGGUCAAACUCAAUAAAGACUUUCAGGUGCCUCCCGGCCUGACGCUCAGUGAGCCUGCUGACGACCUGGAUGGAUCUUCCUCCGUCGUGGCGGUCUUGGACGGUUACAACAGCCUGAUCUCCGACGCCUUCAACGGCGUCACGCAGAUCAAGUGUGAGAUGUCUUCCCUGACGGGCUACCUCAAACAGUGGAGGCAGGGCCACUGCAGCGAGCAGCUGCCAAAGCCUCCGGUGUUGGGACCGCUGCAGGAGCUCCAGAGCCGCAAAGACUUCAUUCACACCGUGAGCAUCGAGGCUCUCAUGAGAGUGAAGGAGUUCCUCAGCCUUCUGCUCAAGAACCUGGAUCAGCUUGAAACUUGCUGAUGGAUGGACAUCGGAAGCAAUACUUGUAAGGUACUAGCCUGGUUGUUGGGCAAGAUUUGUAAAGCCAGCAUCAGUGAUAUCUGGCUGAACAUUUCCCGCUCCCCCAGGCCAUGUGGAACUUCUGAAGGAAACCUGUUCUUGAACAUGCACUUAUUUAUAUAUAUAUAUAUAUUAUGAAUUUAUUUAUAUACUGCAUUCAGAAAUUAUGUAUUUUGUAACAAGCAUUGUCUUUUCAUCAGAAUGUGUUUUUUUUUAGCUUAAAUAUAGUUUCCAAAGAGAUUGUUUAAAUGAAAAGCGCUCGGUGUUUCGCAUGCAGAGACAAAUCGGCAGCUCGUGGGUUUUUGUAACUGCGACACCAACGAUGUCACUUUAAUUCAGUAAUGCUGAAUCAGCAUUAUGAGAUAAAACCGCAGCCAGAGGAAACGUAACGACAAGCAGUGCUGUCAUCUCUGGAAAUUCCUGGAAACCUGUUGCCAAGAAUAACAAAUGUAUGAGACCUAAAAGAACCGGAAGGGCAAAGGGCGACUUUUAUUGCAGUGCAAUAUCAAGCGCUCUUCCAAAGUGGCUAUUUAUAUCUGGAGGCCUUGUCUUGAAUAUUUUUGUACAGCUGUCACUAUUUUUGUUUUUGUAACUAUUUUAUACAAAAAAUUAAUAAUAAAUAUUUGACAACCUA